UACGCUUGUUGAAGAUAUAUCUUGUUCGUGCUCCAAGUGCUCAAUAAAUUUCAGGAGGAGAAGGAUGAGCGACUUUGAGAGUGAUGAUGAAGUACACAAGGAAAAAGGUAAAGGCGAUAAGAAGAGUGAUGAGGAUAAGAGCUUGCUGAGCUUAAUAUUCUCCUGGUCCUUGAAGGAUAUUUUUAACAAGGACCUUUUUAAAGAUAAGGUUCAGAAGAUUCCAAAAGAGUUUGCAUCUGUGGAUUAUUAUUUAGGCUCAUACAUAUUUCCUUUGAUGGAAGAAAUACAUGCUGAUCUGUGCUCAGCUCUGGAGGCAAUUUGUCAAGCUCCCUUGAUAGAAAUAGAAUCAGUUGAAGAAAUUGUGUCAGACAAACAGUUAGGUUUCUGCAUUGUGGCGGCAGAUGGCAAUGCAGCUUAUGAGCCAAAACAAUCUGAUAUAUUUGUUUUAUCUGAAACAAGACCAAAGCAUAUAUCUGACUUGACUCGGAAUAGAACACCUUACAUUAUUGCUUCAGUAGUUAAAGGUGGAGAUGAUGAAGGCCUUCCACCCAAUCACUUCAUUAUUAGAACAUCACAAAACAAGGAAGUUAAAAAAUACAGUGGAAUGCAGAAGCAUAGAGAUUCACUUUUUGCAGUAUUCUUACUAAAUAUGACGACAUAUAAUCGCAUUUGGAAGUCACUUGAUCAAGAAAUCGCGAAGCAAAGAAACACUAACAUCAUCAAGAAGAUCCUACGUUAUGACUCUUCGAUGGCAGGAGAUUGUAGUUCAACUUCAUCUGAAGAAUCUUCCUAUUUUCAUGAUAUGAAGGUACGUGAUAGUUUACAACAGUUCAAGCUAAAUGAUUCACAGUUGACUGCUGUGUUAGAUUGUAUUUCAGCAAGACAGCGGAGGCAUAACUCCAUUAAACUCAUAUGGGGACCUCCUGGGACUGGGAAAACAAAAACAAUCAGUACUCUUUUAUGGACUCUGCUAGCUAAAAGAUGCAGAACACUUACAUGUGCUCCUACAAAUACAGCAAUUUUGGAAGUUGCAUCACGCCUCCUUAGGUUAAUCAGAGAGUUUUCAGAUGAUGAUGACUAUUCAUUGGGAGAUCUAGUGCUAAUCGGAAACAAGGAUCGGAUGAAUAUUGGUGAUGAUCUCUCUAUGGUAUUUUUGGAUAAUCGUGUCAAGAGGCUUUUGAAGUGUUUAGCACCACUAACAGGUUGGAGGCAAUGCAUAAAUUCAUUGACAUUUUUUUUGGAGAAUGCUGUUUCUCAGUACAAAAUAUAUAUUGAAACUGAAACAUUGUCUGAGGAUCUGCCAAGUGAUUCCACUUCUGAGGACAUCUUUAAAUGCAUGAACCUUGUGCCGAAGGUUAUAGAAACAUUUGGACAUCUGUUAUUCUCAGAAGCUGUCUCCGACAAAAAGCUGGAAGAUCUAUUUGAACUGACAUACCAUGAAGAUUGUGAGAUCUCUUUACCUGUGAAUUUGCUGAACAACAUACAAGCCAGUAAAACUACAACAUUUGAGCUACAUCAGACAAGAUAUUUCUUACUUAUAAUAUUAAAGUACCUUUCAGAACAUCUUCAUGUCCCAGCUUUUAUUGACAAACGUUCAAUCGAAGAGUUUUGUUUGCAGAGAGCAACCCUUUUAUUCAGCACCGCUUCUAGUUCUUUUAAGCUGCAUGGCAUGGAGAUAAAGAGUCCACUAGAGAUGUUGGUUGUCGAUGAGGCUGCACAGCUGAAAGAAUGUGAAUCAUUAAUACCUCUACAGUUACUAGGCGUACAGCAUGCUGUUCUUAUUGGUGAUGAAUACCAGCUUCCUGCCAUGGUUAAAAGCAAAGUUUCUGAGAAUGCUGGAUUUGGAAGAAGCCUUUUCGAGAGACUUUGUUCACUAGGGCAAAAAAAGCACCUUCUUGAUGUGCAAUACCGAAUGCAUCCUUCCAUAAGCAAAUUUCCAAAUUCAAACUUCUAUGAUAAUAAAAUUUUGGAUGGCCCAAACGUCAUCUGUAAGAGCUAUGAAAAGCAUUAUCUACACGGAGCAAUUUAUGGAUCCUAUUCAUUUAUAAAUAUUGAACGUGGAAAAGAAGCUACAGAUAAUAUUGGAAAGAGAUGGAAAAAUAUGAUUGAGGUAGCUGCGGUUUUGCAUAUUGUGAAGGACCUAUUCAAAGCUUCUCUUACUUCUGGGCAGAAAAUUAGUGUAGGCGUCAUAUCGCCAUACAAGGCACAAGUAGUUGCAAUUCAAGAAAAACUAGGAUACACAUAUGAUAGGUAUGAAGACUUCCAUGUGAACGUGAAGACCAUUGAUGGGUUUCAAGGUGGUGAAGAAGAUAUUAUAAUUAUUUCUACAGUAAGGUCCAAUAAAAGUGGUUCAGUGGGCUUCUUGUCUAACUCUCAGCGGACAAAUGUGGCUCUUACAAGGGCCAAGCACUGUUUAUGGAUUCUAGGAAAUGGCCCAACUCUAACUAACAGUGAGUCAAUUUGGGGAAGGUUAGUGCAUGACGCUAAAAAAAGAGGGUGUUUCUUCAAUGCUGAUGAUGACAGAGGCUUGGCUGAUGCAAUAACAGAUGCUUGUAUAGAGCUCGAUGAUCUUAAUGACUUGCUCAAUAUGGAUUCUCUGCAUAUUAGCAGGCCAAAGUGGCAGAAAUCCAAUCGCCCGUCAAGCUCGUUUUUCCGACGGGAUUCGAGCAGAGGAAGGGAUCCGGAUAAGAAAAGGUGGUGAAGGCUUGUGUUUCCUUUUGAUAUAUAGAUGUGAAGGACUUGUGCGUUCAUUUCAGCCAAUCUUAUUUGGGUUUCUUUGUUGUGUUGGCUUUAUAUUUUAUCUGCAUUCCUAUUUAUCGAGCCCAUUUGGGCCUGUUAGACAAAGCUCUGAUGUUGGAUUAAUGGAUUAGCCAAGGUUCAAGACGCCACCCAUCUUACAUGGCACUUUGUUUCAGGCACCAGGCCUCAUAGUUGUGCGCCGUUCUUAAGCAUGGUAGGGUGCUGGUAUUGCACUUGGAAGGGCGUAUGCUCAUGUCACUGCAAAUGUAAGUAAUGGGCAAUUUUUAACAAUGCGAUUGGAGGGGCCAAAUAACCCUCAUGGCAUUGGCUCAGACAGGUGUUUGGGUUCCCUGGCCCUAUUCAGCAAGUCGUUGAGGUCCUAUGUUAUUCUCGGAGCCUAUAAUGUCACAAAAUGCUUUUUUUUUUAAUGAAUCAGCUACCUUACAAUCUACCUACUGUACUACGUGCAUUUUGGGAUUGUUUUUACAUUGCAUUUGAGUGCAUGAUGGCGAUGCAUCUGGAAGUCAC
This is a messenger RNA of Elaeis guineensis (African oil palm), 3267 nucleotides long. NCBI's taxonomy places the organism in Eukaryota, Viridiplantae, Streptophyta, Magnoliopsida, Arecales, Arecaceae. The record is from RefSeq and is a predicted model, not a curated record.